Molecule: messenger RNA, 1059 nt
Organism: Paramacrobiotus metropolitanus
Lineage: Eukaryota; Metazoa; Tardigrada; Eutardigrada; Parachela; Macrobiotidae
Product: lipopolysaccharide-induced tumor necrosis factor-alpha factor homolog
Exons: 5
Coding region: 352-744 (130 amino acids)
Molecular function (GO): zinc ion binding
Source: RefSeq, a predicted model, not a curated record
GCGUGCGACCUCACCGUGUAAAACUGGAAUCAUUUUGGAAUUCCAAUGCGUUUGUCAUUGUGAUGUUACGUUAACAAACAGUCGUUUCGACCGAUAUACGAGCUAAAAGACUCGUAAUCAUCUGAAAACAGAGAUAUUCUUAAGCAUUUUACGCUCACUAUCUGUACUUAUUUUCUUAAUCAAAACUAUACUGCAGAGCUUGAUUUUAUCCAUCAAACUGUAAUAAAGAACAUACAUACUUGUACAAAAAUAUCUAUACAUUAAUGGCCGCGCAGUGUUUGGAUAUAUAAUUUAUUCUGAGAUUGCAUUUUUACGUCGAAAUGACACGAACGUCUGGAGUACCCUCGACAAAUGAUCCAUCCGCAAGCUUUGGCCGCAGAGCCCUUUCCUUCUUCUCACGAAUCCAGCAUGCCAGGGCAGGUGCCGGUUGCUCCCGUAGUGCAGAUGGUGCAACUUCCGGUGUAUGCUCAAGCUCCAGCUCCAGGAGUAAUGAUCUAUCCCGACCCAUUAACUACAACAUGUCCUCACUGCAACCAGACAGUUACCACCGUGGUUGAAUAUCGCAGCGGCUCGCUGACAUAUAUUUGUAUGGGCAUAAUAGCGUUCCUUGGAGGUAUUUGCGGAUGUUGCUUGAUUCCGACAUGUAUCGAUUCUCUCAAAGAUGCCUACCACUACUGUCCAAGCUGCCAACAGUACAUCGGCGUGUACAAGAGACCUCUGACCCGGCGUUACCAUUACUAUUAGUGCUUAUUUUCUGUCUUCCAUAUGCACCAUUCAAUAAUGUUAUUAUUUCUGUUUUCUGUCCCGGAAAGUAUGUUACUUAUCUGCCGAAACUCCACAACCCCUUGAUAUAGUAUUUAUGAUAUUUUAACGUAACUUCGGCGAAAAUCUAUUCUGCAGCUAGGUACUUUGGUACAACUGUAUACUGUACACUAACGUUCAGGUGUUUUGUGUUUUAAUUUUUAAAUAAAUGUUCGAAACUAGUAACAAUGUAACGCUUACGUAAAACUACGUACGGUACUUCUUUUUUUGCUCGUAUCAAGCGACCUCUCGCAAAUA